AUCUUCAUCGCCCUCCUUGUGUUCCGAACCAUCAAUUCUCAGCUCGUGUGGACAUUCUUCCAGCCCGACGAGUACUUCCAGGCCCUGGAGCCAGCAUGGAAACUUGCCUUUGGACCCAACAGCGGCGCCUGGCUCACCUGGGAAUGGAGAGAGGGCCUGCGAACAUCGGUUCACCCCUAUUUGUUUGCGGCUGCAUACAAAGCGGCUGCCAGCAUAUGCGAGCUUGUCCACUUACCUGAGCACUCCCGGGCGGCUGCUCUCGUUGCAGCACCACGGCUUCUGCAAGCUUUCUGGGCAGCGGCAAUGGAUUUCUUGACCUGGCGCAUGGCUAGCACAGUCUACGGCUCUGGGCAUGCAGCUGCGACCGCUGCGCUGGCUCUGACGAUACUGAGUCCGUGGCAGUGGUUCUGUUCUGUCCGAACAUUCUCCAACUCCUUGGAAGCGACUCUUACGACAUGUUCCUUGUGCUACUUCCCAUGGGCGUACUUCCUGGGACCAUCUAUGAACAAGACCACCAAUCGAGCCAGUUUCGGAGCACAUGAGUAUGCCUCUCCAACAGGACUGUACAUCGCACUUACGGCUGCGGCCGCCGCUUUUUACCUUCGACCCACCAACAUCAUUAUAUGGCUGAGCAUCAGUGCAUGCCUGGUGUGGUACAAUCGUGAUUUCGCCAGGGCUGUGACACUAAUCCAGGCCGCAACGCUCGUGGGCAUCACGAUCGUGAUAACUUUUGCGAGCGUUGACCGUAUUUACUAUAGUGGAUGGACGUUCCCGCCGCUGCGAUUUCUGCAGUUCAACGUUGUGCAGUCUCUGGCUGUGUUCUACGGGAAGAAUCGACCGGACUAUUAUGUGACAGAAGGACUACCACUCCUACUUACUACGGCCCUACCUUUCGCAUUGGUAGGUGUCUAUCUAAGCCUGUGCAGAAGGUCCUCACAUUCAUCUCAAAGCAUCAUCCAGGAGCGGACGGUCUCCGUUUUUGCAGCCACAAUCAUCUCAUCUGUGCUGGCAUUAUCUUUGAUCGCGCACAAGGAAGUUCGAUUCAUCUACCCACUACUACCUAUGCUGCAUGUUUUGGCUGCACGACCACUGGCGUCUAGCUUUUCGACAAAUAAAAUCGGUCGACUGAUGAUUCUUGCUGCCGGCAUUGCGAUCAAUAUCUACAUUGCUUACUAUGUGAGCUUUGUGCACCAGCGAGGUGUUGUGGAUGUCGUACACUAUCUCCGCCACAGGCAAGAGUCUUGGCUCGAUGCCUCGCCCAUGGAGCAUGCUACGGGGCCGGAAUCAGCGAACAUUACUGUGGGCUUUCUGAUGCCAUGUCACAGCACACCCUGGAGGAGCCACUUCGUCUAUCCGGAGAUCACUGCAUGGGCACUAACAUGCGAGCCACCGAUCCAUAUGCCGACGGAGGAAAGAGCUUCAUAUCUGGACGAGGCAGAUAUCUUCUACAACGAGCCGCUCAGGUGGCUUGCGAACAACAUGCAGGAUCGUGAUACCAUUUCUCUAACAAUAACUUCCGAUGUGACAGGAGACCCAUCGCUGGAUGACAGGACACGUCGGCCAUGGCCGCAUUAUCUCGUCGCGUUCGAAAGCUUGCAGCCCACACUGGCAUCAGUCCUGAAUGGGACUCGAUACAAAGAGUGUAGGAGGUUCUUCAAUACCCACUGGCAUGACGACAGCAGACGGACAGGCGAUGUGAUUGUGUGGUGUAUGCGACGAUGA
Messenger RNA from Sphaerulina musiva SO2202, 1722 nucleotides. Its product is annotated as glycosyltransferase family 22 protein. Gene Ontology annotation, biological process: GPI anchor biosynthetic process. The transcript has 2 exons. The record is from RefSeq and is a predicted model, not a curated record. Gene Ontology annotation, cellular component: endoplasmic reticulum membrane. NCBI's taxonomy places the organism in Eukaryota, Fungi, Ascomycota, Dothideomycetes, Mycosphaerellales, Mycosphaerellaceae. The annotation marks the transcript as partial. Gene Ontology annotation, molecular function: alpha-1,2-mannosyltransferase activity.